Messenger RNA from Phaeoacremonium minimum UCRPA7, 1605 nucleotides. Its product is annotated as putative metallopeptidase protein. NCBI's taxonomy places the organism in Eukaryota, Fungi, Ascomycota, Sordariomycetes, Togniniales, Togniniaceae. Gene Ontology annotation, biological process: peptide metabolic process; proteolysis. The transcript is spliced from 3 exons. The coding region runs from base 1 to 1605 and encodes 534 amino acids. Gene Ontology annotation, molecular function: metalloendopeptidase activity. The record is from RefSeq and is a predicted model, not a curated record. Gene Ontology annotation, cellular component: mitochondrial intermembrane space.
AUGUUUCGCCUCGUAGAUGCGGUUCUGCAGAAAACAGACGAAGGUAGCGUGGACCCAGAAACGUAUCGUUUCCUUCAGAAGCAUCACGCCGAAUUCAUUCGCAAUGGUUGUGGAUUAUCUCCCGCCGCAAAGAAGAAGUUUCGGGCAGACAAGCUACAUUUGGAUGAGCUCAUUCGACAGUAUCUGAAGAAUUUGAACUCGGAUCAGAACGGUGUAUGGUUCAGUCUAGAGGAGCUUGAAGGGGUUCCUAAAAAUGUCAUUGAGAAGCUUCAGAAAGGCGAAGGAGAGCAGAUCGGAAACUUAUGGGUGACAACGAAGACGCCUCAUACAACUCCCGUACUGCGAUUUGCCAAGAGCGAGAUGACGAGGAAGAAUAUGUACAUUGCGAAUCUGAAUCGGGCAUCUCCAAACAUUCCACUGCACCGGGAUAUCAUCAUCAUACGGGACACACUCAGUAGGCAACUAGGUUUCCGGAACUGGGCUAAUUUGAGAGCAUCGGAGAAAACAGUUGGCUCUACUAAGACCGUGACUGACUUCCUGGGCCGAAUUCAGGCUCCUCUCACGGAUGUUGCACGGAAAGAGGCCGAAGAGCUGUUGAAGCUGAAGAAAGCCGACCUUCCAAAUGACCAAGACACGAGAUUGUAUUACUGGGACCAGGCAUAUUAUGAGCGACUCCGGGAUGAAAGUGUGGCAGCACUAGAUCUCAAAUAUGUAUCGGAGUUCUUUGAAUUAUCGAAGGUUCUCCCGGAAAUGUUGAAAAUCUACGAGAAACUCUUUGAUAUUCAUUUCGAGCAGGUUACGCCUGAACGAUAUCACCAAAUCACUGGGAGAUCAGCAGACACUAUGGUUUGGCAGGAAGAUGUCAAAUUGAGUCUCUUCCACGAGCUUGGACACGCCAUGCACAACCUGCUCUCGCUCACGAAGUUCGGUCGAUUCCAUGGUUCUAAGGUUGAUCGAGACUUUGUUGAGACACCAAGCCUCACGUUUGAGCAUUUCUUCUGGACAGCUCAUCACAUCAAAGACGUGUCGUGCCAUUACUCAUACGUAUCACCUCAGUACAAGGCUGCGUGGGAAGCUAAGCAGAGCAACUCUGACAUGCCUCAGCCGCCACAACAGCUCCCUGAUGAGGUUGUCAAGGGCGUGCUCGGCCUGAAGCUGUCCAAUAAACCAUUGGGAACGGCAAGACAGCUGCACUUUGCUCUUUACGACAUGUUUGUCCACAACCAGGACUCAUCAGAGGAGCUUGGUUCUAUGAACUUCUGCGAGGUCUUCAACAAGAUGCGUAACGAAUUGACAUCUCUUCAAGGUGGCGAGGCACUUGGAGAAGGGUGGGACUGGUGUCAUGGCGAAAGCUGCUACCGUGCUAUAAUGAGUAAUUAUGAUGCCGGGUAUUAUGCAUACCUGAUGGGCCGAGCCUGGGCUCUUGACAUAUUUGAAAGUAAUUUUGAGGCCGACACCAUGAGCAAAUCUGCUGGAAGAAAAUAUCGCGAGAUGCUGUUGCAGCCUGGCGCUAGCCAGCCGGAGAUGAAGACCUUGCGAGAAUAUCUAGGAAGGGAGCCGAAGCUCGAGGCAUACUAUCGAUGGCUGGGUAUCAGCGGCGAUUAA